AUAAAUAUGAGACGCACAAACUGCGCAAACACUUCUCCAAAAAUGACCACGAUGCAAAGACAACUGGCGUUCAGGAGCUCCCUCAUCGCUGAUGGUGACUGCUUCGACAUGUGGCAUGACUACAUGAACCUGGGCACACUGCUGGAAAAGCUGUGUGUUGGGCGUAAGAUAGACCACAGAGACACCGAGGGUCCCAAGAAACAGGAGACGGCACUUGGGGCCUACAUCUCCCGGCCCGAGGAUGACAAGAACUCCACAGGGGGCAGUUUGGCCAGCAGCCUGUCAGACACCAGCUGCAGCGGGACUGACUACUGUCGCUUCUGCAAGCAGAACGGGGAAUCUGCAAGGGUGUACCGCUCACACAAGCUGAGAUCGGAAAACGGCAAAGUUGUCUGCCCCAUCCUCUGGAACUACACCUGUCCCAUCUGUGAGGCCACCGGGGACUAUGCGCACACACGCCGGCACUGCCCGCAGGCGCAGCGUCAGGAGGCUGAGAGAAAGAUGCCAGCAUCCCGCUUCUGGUAG
Messenger RNA from Scomber japonicus (chub mackerel), 525 nucleotides. Its product is annotated as nanos homolog 2-like. The record is from RefSeq and is a predicted model, not a curated record. Lineage: Eukaryota; Metazoa; Chordata; Actinopteri; Scombriformes; Scombridae. Gene Ontology annotation, biological process: oogenesis; negative regulation of translation. The coding region runs from base 7 to 525 and encodes 172 amino acids. Gene Ontology annotation, molecular function: mRNA binding; zinc ion binding. Gene Ontology annotation, cellular component: perinuclear region of cytoplasm. The transcript has a single exon.